Molecule: messenger RNA, 3079 nt
Organism: Aethalodelphis obliquidens (Pacific white-sided dolphin)
Lineage: Eukaryota; Metazoa; Chordata; Mammalia; Artiodactyla; Delphinidae
Gene: OTC
Product: ornithine transcarbamylase
Exons: 10
Coding region: 1005-2069 (354 amino acids)
Biological process (GO): L-citrulline biosynthetic process
Cellular component (GO): mitochondrion
Molecular function (GO): amino acid binding; ornithine carbamoyltransferase activity
Source: RefSeq, a predicted model, not a curated record
GUUCUCUCCCUUCCCUGUGAUGUGGAGGCACUUUAUCUGGACCUCCCCAUGGGCUGGUAUUAUGGAUAUUUAUUUACAGAUAUAUGACCCUUACUGAACUGUAAACUCUGCAAAGGCGAGAUCAUCUUCCUUCCCUGAAAUUCCAGCCUAGCCCAGUAUCCGACACAGAACAGAUUUUGAAAAUAACUGAUUUCUAACUGUGGAUGAAUGAAUGAGUGUGAAGCUUUGGAUGGCCCCUUAGUGAUCCGGAGAGGCUGCCAGGGGAGGAACAUUUGGUACCCCACCUCCCUGCUUCUGCUGAGUAUGGGUUUCUGCUGGAAUUAUUAGGCAACCCCUUAUUUAUUGAAGACCUACUAUGUGCAAGGCACAGUGGGAGCUCCAGGACAGAGAUCUUUUUACUCCAUCUCCAACCCCACUCCAGCUUUUUGCCACACACACACAAGUACCUUCCAGGGCACAUCUUUCUAUUUGUUUUUGUAGAAAGGCUGGGACUUGGAGGAAAGUGAUAUCACUGGAAAUACUCAGGGAUGUCACGUCUACACCUGGGCUUUUGCACUGCCAACUCGCAUUUUUGGAAUGACUUAUUUCUAUGUUCCUUCACAGCAGCCAGCACUGCAGUGUCUUGCAUAUAUUAUACACCCAACGAGUACUUGUCAAUUGAUUUUGUACAAGUAUGUGACAGCAUAAAUAUAUUAUGAAAAAUGAGGAGUCUGUGCACCAAAAGAGUCAGGAUUCCUUCUCCAAGAAAAACAAAACAAAACCCAAAACAAACAAAAAAACCCCCACAGUGGUGGAUUGGAGCUUGGCUUAAAGUUCAAAUGCUCCUGGACCCUGCCCUGCAGUAUCUCUAACCAGGGGAAUUUGAUAAGGUAGUUGAAGGGUGAUAUUACCUUUGCUCUCUCUCUGUAAUCAAAAGGACUCUUAGCUUUCAGGUGGACCCCACUGGCUACCUUGGUGCGGCGUUUCCAAGAGCACAGAAUCAUCCUUUUCACUAUCGAAAGAAUAUGCUGUUUAAUUUGAGGAUCCUGUUGAACAAGGCAGCUCUUAGAAACGGUCACAGUUUCGCGGUUCGAAAUUAUCGAUGUGGACAACCACUACAAAAUAAAGUACAGCUAAAGGGUCGUGACCUCCUCACUCUAAAGAACUUUACAGGAGAAGAAAUUAAGUAUAUGUUAUGGCUAUCAGCAGAUCUGAAAUACAGGAUAAAACAGAAAGGAGAGUAUUUGCCUUUACUGCAAGGAAAGUCCUUAGGCAUGAUUUUUGAAAAAAGAAGUACUCGAACAAGAUUGUCCACAGAAACAGGCUUUGCACUUCUGGGAGGACACCCUUGUUUUCUUACCACACAAGAUAUUCAUUUGGGUGUGAAUGAAAGUCUCAUGGACACAGCACGUGUGUUGUCUAGCAUGACAGAUGCAGUGUUGGCACGAGUGUAUAAACAAUCAGAUCUGGACAUCCUGGCUAAAGAAGCAUCCAUCCCAAUCGUCAAUGGGCUGUCAGAUUUGUACCAUCCUAUCCAGAUCCUGGCUGAUUACCUCACUCUCCAGGAACACUACGGCUCUCUGAAAGGCCUUACCCUCAGCUGGAUUGGGGAUGGGAAUAACAUCUUGCACUCCAUCAUGAUGAGUGCAGCGAAAUUCGGGAUGCACCUUCAGGUGGCUACUCCAAAGGGUUAUGAGCCUGAUCCCAGCAUAACCAAGUUGGCAGAGCAGUAUACCAAGGAGAAUGGUACCAAGCUGUCACUGAUGAACGAUCCAUUGGAAGCGGCUCGUGGAGGCAAUGUAUUAAUUACAGACACUUGGAUAAGUAUGGGGCAAGAAGAGGAGAAGAAAAAGCGGCUCCAGGCUUUCCAGGGUUACCAGGUUACAAUGAAGAUGGCUAAAGUUGCUGCUUCAGACUGGACAUUUUUACACUGCUUGCCCAGAAAGCCAGAAGAAGUGGACGAUGAAGUGUUUUAUUCUCCACGAUCACUUGUAUUCCCAGAGGCCGAAAACAGAAAGUGGACAAUCAUGGCUGUCAUGGUGUCCCUGCUGACAGAUUACUCGCCUCAGCUCCAGAAGCCGAAGUUUUAAUGCCGUGAUGCUUCUCAAGAGAGAAACCAUCUUCUUCAGUAACAGAACGAGUCAGUUUAUGAGGGAAGGAGAAGAGAAUCGAAGAAAUAAACAAAUCUUGAUACAGGGUAUAGGUGAAUGAUACAUUGCUUUGCCAUUGUGAAACCUUCCUGAAGCCCUUAAUUUAAGUGCUGAUGCACUGUAACACGUGGCUUAACUUCGUUUAAACUUUCUAAUGCACAAUUUCUGAGUUACAUUUGGGUACCAUAUUCAUAAUCAUAUACGUUUGCUUCAACUAAACAUAAAAUACUGUGUUCAUAACACAUAAUGCCUAAGCCAUUAAAUGUAAUCUACACUUAUUACCUUAAUAAAUUAUCACCCACACUAAUUUAUAAGUAAACAUUUACCAGACAGUCAGCUGCUGGUAGAUGUGUGGGCUGUGUUCAUAUCCCCUAGGACCAACAAGGGAGCCAGAUGAUCCGUCUUGCUUGUGUAAUACAAUUUUCAGGCAAAUGAGGUAGACAGACAUUCACUUACGGAGGCAAAUGAUGAAAUUCUUAGAAAAACAGCUAUAAUUAUGUCCAAACUCUGGAGUUUUUUCUAGUCAUUUGUGGGAGGAGGGUCCUUCAAGAGCACACAUCUCUUUUCUAUAAUAAAUACUUAACGUUACAAGCCUACAGAAGCCUUUGGGAACAAGUGGUAAAACCAUGAAUACCCAGCUAGGAAUAUAACAUCCAUUAGUGACAUUUUAGUAGGUUCAAAUUCUCCAGCAGGACCAAUUUAAUUUUUUCAUGUUUGUGCUUGUCACGCAUCUAAUCACACCACACACUGGGUAGUUCCAUAAUUCUACUACUUGCUACAUUUAGUCCAUUUUUUUCCUCUAAUUUUUCUUUAAGAUAAUAAAAUUUUUCAUUACUGGAUUAUUAUGUAAUUAAAGCUAGAUGUCUCUUGUGGGUGAACACAAUGUGUAUUGUUGAAUUAUUAUGAUAUAAUUUGAAAUCUUUAGUUCAAAUGUUAAAUAACUGAAACUU